AUGUCUGACGCUAUGAAUGAAGCGCCUCCUGCCACCAACGAAAUGUCUAACGGCGCCGAGACCGCUCAGGCCGUGAAUGGAGACACUCAGGGCUACGAUGCUUCUCGCGGACGAUGGGCCGAGCCGCAGGCUAUCGACUACACCUCCAUGGCUACUGGAAAUCCGAGCCAGGAAUGGGGCUGCAAUGCUCGGGCGUACGCCUGGCAAGAUGAGUAUGGUGAUGUCGGCCCUAAGUAUCCUGAACUGGAGCUUGAGCUUUUUGGCGAUCCCGAAACUCGCCGCGACCGUACUGGACUGGACUUUUCUCGCAUCGAGAGUAUUGAAGUUCAGCAGGAAGGGCCGACCAAGAUUGACCCCAUCAGCUCCUUCAAGACCGGUGGCAUUCACCCUGUCAUGUUGGAGAACAUCGAGCUUUGUGGAUACGACAGCCCAACUCCCAUCCAAAAGUUCACCAUCCCCUCAAUCCUACAGGGGCACGAUGUCAUCGGCAUCGCCCAGACCGGGUCUGGAAAAACAGCCGCGUACUUGAUUCCCAUCUUGAGCAAGCUGAUGGGCAAGGCGAAAAAGCUUGCCGCUUUCCGACCAAACCCCCUUACUUUCCGCGAGGGCGUGGACGAAGUCGUAGCUGAGCCUCUGGUUUUGAUUGUGGUUCCCACACGCGAGCUGGCACUUCAGAUUUUCAACGAAGCUCGUAAGCUUUGUUACCGCACCAUGCUGCGACCCUGCGUUGUCUAUGGUGGUGUACCUGUUGGUACCCAGUCCUCUCUCCUGAGCAAAGGUUGCGACAUCCUGGUUGGGACCCCUGGGCGGCUGGUAGACUUCAUUCAGCGUCCUCGGAAUCUGACUCUUCGCCGCUUGCGAUACAUGGUGAUCGACGAAGCUGAUGAGCUUCUCAAUGACGACUGGGCGGAGGAGCUCAACCCUAUUCUCUCCGGUGGUGAGCAAGAUGAGGGAAACGUGAAGUUCAGCUUGUUUUCCGCUACGUUCCCCAAGGCCGCUCGCGACCUUGCCAAAAACUACCUCGCCGCUUCCCAUGUCCGCUUCCGCGUUGGUCGUGCCGGAAGUACGACAGCAAACAUUAAGCAGAUAGUCUUGCAGGCAGAGGCUCACGAGAAGCGUGAACUUUUGGUUGGUCUGCUGGAGGAGAUGCAUGGUAUUCGUACCAUUAUCUUCGUCAACAGUAAGCAAGCCGCUGACAACCUGGAUGACUUUCUCUUUAAUAUGCAACUCCCGGUCACUUCCAUGCACAGUGACCGGACUCAACAAGAGCGUGAGGCCGCAAUGCGCUCUUUCCGAUCUGGCAACGCGCCUAUCUUGAUUGCCACCGGUGUCACAGCCCGAGGGAUCGACGUCCAAAACGUGUUCCACGUCAUCAACUACGAUCUACCCUCUAUUGAUUAUGGCGGUAUCGAGGAAUACGUUCACCGUAUUGGUCGAACUGGUCGUAUUGGGCACCGUGGAGUCGCAACUUCGUUCUUCUCCGAACGCGACGACCCGAUCGCGAGUGUGUUGACCCGGACUCUCCUGGAAACCGACCAGGAAAUUCCCGAAUUCCUUCAACACCAUGUCCCCGAGGGUGAAGCUCGUGAGAAGCUCAAGUUUGAGGCCGACUCGGACUUCGAUCCCAACGAUUACGCUGGUGCUGGAGACGCUGGCGGGGCAUGGGGAAGUGGCGACACCAACGAUGCUGGUGUCUCUGGUGGUGAUGCUUGGGGCGGUGGUGGUGAUGGCGUCAAGGCCUGCGGUGGUGAUACUUGGGGUGCCGGUGACAAUGACAAGGCUGGUGCUUGGGCUGACACCUCCAAUGUUCCUGCUCCUGUCGCUUGGUAA
Fusarium sp. VM40 is the source of this 1830-nucleotide messenger RNA. Lineage: Eukaryota; Fungi; Ascomycota; Sordariomycetes; Hypocreales; Nectriaceae. The record is from the annotation of a GenBank genome assembly.